AUGAGCAAGGCUCCUCAAGACAAUCCCUUCUUAUUUGACGACGAUGAAGAAGGCUGGCAAGAAAUGCCGGUUGUAAAAGAGGACGAUUUCGCCAACGGUCUUGACGAGGAAGACCAGAAGAAAUACCACUAUGUUCAUGCAGCCAAGAAGACGGCUGGAGGGACAGGAAAUGCAACUGGAAACCUCAUAGAUUUCGACGACGAAGGUGUCGAAUGGCGUUCCAAGGUGGACCAGAAUGAAAAUGAAUAUACUCGACUGCGGGUGCAAGAGGAGGAUGAAGCGGACGAGGUGCAUCUUCGCACCCGAUAUCUCUUUGACGAGGACAAGGCUAUGACUCCACUCAGCCAAAUGCAAGCCACCAAGAAUAUGCUCACCGAAUCGCAGAGGAUAGCUUACGUCGGCUUAUGUGCAUUAACCAGCAGAGAAAUGGCCCAGUGUCUGAAAGCAGCGAAACGCAAAGAGCUCAAGGCGUCCAUUCAGAGCAUGGAGUUGUGGGCGAUGAAGAUUAUGGGUCGACUGUACUAUCAUAUGGAGCUUGAGACUGCAGAGCAACAGAUGAUACAAAGCCUAGGAGAACAUGGCGUCGAAGCAAUGGACCUCGCACCUUCACUCAUGACAACACACACCGUGGCCAAUCCUGAGUACGAUCCUGUUGAAGCUCGUCGACAGGCUGACGUACAGCGAGAACAAACCCCAAGCCCAAAUCACAAGAACCACUCAAUCAUAAAGUCAGAUUCACACAGACUUCGCCGUUCAUUGUCACCAAAACCUCCAUCUACACCUACAUCAGCUACUCAGAAAACGUUUCAUACUACCGCUAGGGUUCUGGAAGAUACAUCGGUAGCUUCAUCUGCAAUGCCGGGGGUCACAACAUCACUAUCUACAACUGAUAAGGACGUCACUCUUGACAUACGGUGGACGGUUCUAUGCGACCUUUUCCUCAUCCUUAUCGCUGAUAGUGUUUAUGACGCUCGUUCUCGAGUUUUGCUUGAAAGUGUUGCCUUGAAGCUUGGUCUAGGAUGGUUAGAUGUCGUCAAGUUCGAAAGUCGCGUGACAGAGGCACUUGAAAUUCAAGAGGGAGUUGAGAAGAUGGAAAAUCAAGAAAUUAUCGAUGGCGCUCAAAAGGCAGCAAGGAAAAGACGGUAUAUGAUGAUGGGACUUGCAACUCUCGGAGGAGGCCUUGUGAUCGGACUAUCAGCUGGAUUAUUAGCACCAGUAAUCGGUGCUGGUCUUGGUGCAGCCUUUACGACUAUUGGUAUAGGUGGUACCACUGGUUUCCUUGCUGGAGCAGGUGGAGCUGCGGUAAUCACAACCGGAGGUGUCCUGACCGGUUCUGGUAUAGCCGUCCGUGGAAUGGCUCGGCGCACACGACAGGUUCGAACGUUCAAUGUUCUUCCGUUACACAAUAACAAACGGGUAAGCUGUAUAUUGACAGUACCAGGAUUCAUGAAUGGCAAGCUAGACGACGUGCGACUUCCAUUCAGCGUUCUGGAUCCGAUCGUGGGCGAUGUUUUCAGCGUAUUGUGGGAGCCAGAGAUGAUUCAGGAAACUGGUAGUGCCUUGAAAAUUCUUACAGGCGAGAUCCUUUCACAAAUCGGGCAGACCGUGUUGCAACAUACCGUCAUGACCGCUUUGAUGGGAGCUCUCCAAUGGCCCAUCAUCUUAACAAAGCUGGGCUAUCUGAUCGAUAACCCCUGGAGCAAUGCUCUUGACCGUGCCAGAGCUGCAGGUAGUGUCCUCGCCGAGCUCCUUGCACAGAGACACCUGGGUGUUCGUCCCAUCACCUUGAUCGGUUUCUCGCUAGGCGCUCGUGUUAUAUUUUAUGCUCUGCAAGACCUUGCCAAGCAAAAGGCAUUCGGCAUAGUUCAAGACGUCUUCCUACUAGGCGCUACUCUUACAGCACCUACCAGCUCGUGGUGUGAUGCGCGGGCCGUCGUUUCUGGGAGGUUUGUGAAUGGCUUUGCCAGAAACGACUGGGUCUUAAACUACCUAUUCCGGGCGACGAGUGGUGGGUUGAACACUGUUGCAGGUUUACGACCUAUAGAAAACGUGCCAGGGCUAGAAAAUGUGGAUGUGACAGAUAAGAUUGCAGGACAUAUGAGUUAUCGGUCCUUCAUGCCCCUUAUACUUGAUGAGCUUGGCUUCCCUGUUUCUUCGUCUUACUUUGACGAACCAGUGGAACCCGACUUUACCGAAGAUCGUAUAGUUGUGAAAGAAGAAGAUCAGCAGGCUCAGAAGAAGAGUUGGUUUUCGAGGAAGAAGAAGAAGGUGUCAUUACCUUCGACUUCCAUCUCUCGUCCCCCCUCUUCUACGCCGACUUCUCAUUCAAGGCAUAAAGCAAUGUCCUCUGAGAAAAUCACGGACGAUGACCUACCUCCACGAGAACACGCGAGGACACCUGUUUCUCCAAACGCUGAAGGCGCCACUGUACCCGAACCAAAUCAACCGAGAUCAACAUCACCUGACAUUCCUGCUCACGCUGGGUUUGACUUUAGCGCGAUAAAGAAUAUCAUAGGGCAGGCUGAACAUCACCCCGAUGAGCUGCGAGUGCCACCCCAGCCUAACCGCAUUCACACCCCUCAAACACUUCCUGGGCGUUCUGAAUCAGCCCCACUCCACGCUCAACCAGAAGAUUCCUCACGUUCCGCCACACCUGUCGUGGGACUGUCAACGGACUUACCCUCUGAUGAGCCCGCAGACCUUACUUCUGCAAGCACACUAAGCACUGGAUUCGCUCGGUCUCUGUCGUUGCGUGAUGUUAACUCAGGGUAUAGUGGCCCUAUGACGUCAUACCAACACCAGGGAGCAGAACUGACGACGAAGGAUAAUAUCUCAGACACCUCACCGCUCACUCCAUCCUAUCCAACAUCUUAUACCACCCCACAAUCUUCUCUCACCCCUGAGCUAUCUUUUGGUCGAAGCGAUGGUUCUAUAUGGUCUGCCAGCCCUUCCAGGCAAGAGCCUAAUAACACUGCAUUCGGCAAUCCUUUCGCAUCCUCAACCGACACGCUGUCAUUUGGUAGCACGAAGAACGGAUCGAUAACAACAUUUGGGAACUACAUGUCUUCUGCCCCGCAAAGUUCUUUUGCACUGCCUUAUUCUGCUGCUCCCUCUAACUCGCUAUCAUUUGGCGGGGCAGACGGAUCGAUAACGCUUUCUGGCGCUGAGCAGGAUCCGUGGAGCACGCCCGUUGAGUCGAAAAAGACGUCGAGUUAUCACAGCAACCCUUGGUCGAAUUAA
This is a messenger RNA of Serpula lacrymans var. lacrymans S7.9, 3240 nucleotides long. RefSeq lists its product as uncharacterized. The record is from RefSeq and is a predicted model, not a curated record. NCBI's taxonomy places the organism in Eukaryota, Fungi, Basidiomycota, Agaricomycetes, Boletales, Serpulaceae. The coding region runs from base 1 to 3240 and encodes 1079 amino acids. The transcript is spliced from 6 exons.